Molecule: messenger RNA, 1047 nt
Organism: Cyclocybe aegerita
Lineage: Eukaryota; Fungi; Basidiomycota; Agaricomycetes; Agaricales; Hemipholiotaceae
Source: the annotation of a GenBank genome assembly
AUGGUCUGUGGCCCUGGGCCACUAUUUCCGGCUACGCUUGGUACAAUCUGGUGGCUCUCCCCUAGCUACCAGAGCCACAAGGCCACAAACUACAGGACGUAUAAAUAUCAGGCUACAAACGACGUCAACCGUAAGCACCCUCUCCCAACCCAACCUCCAAUCACACCCAAUCCCUCACCAACACUUGCAAUGGACGAUGACCACAAAUCCUUCGUAAUCAAAGAUAAACUUGGGCUCCUUGAGUGCCUCAACUUGCUCUCUACAAUUAACGAGGACACUGUCAGUAUCAUUUUUCAAGACCUUGAAUGGGACCCGAAGACCCUUGGCCACACAAUCAACCCGUGGCCCCUUACCUCCAGGCCGGUCGACUGGGUCACCGCCCUCCGCCCGCGUAUCGUGUUCAAUAAACUACGAACAAUCACCCUUACAGGGAAUGACGUCUUUUCUAUCCUUCCAUUCAUAGACGCGCCGGUCCUCAAGUCUCUGUUUAUCAUCAACACCGCGACCGCUGAGAGCCCACAGUGGGCAGAGAACUACGAACUCCUCAGCGGCUUCCUCGCGAACUAUACUUUCUACGGACCGACGAAGCACGACGGGACUAUACCCGUCCAGUCGUCUAUCGAACUCCUUCUCAUCCGGGACACGACCCUCUCCGACCACACCAUGCUUCAGCUCAUCAAGCACUCCGCAAUCCAGUCCAUUCUUCAGCUCGAAAUCUACAUCCCGGAAGCGACCGCCCGGAUGGUCGAGUUCACCGAGCGCAACGCUGCGCACAUGUACGGAUUCCUUGGCGAUAUCCAGUUCGGUGUCUAUCUCAAUCACGAUUUCAAUGGGAAAGACGAACCACAGGUUACCUAUCCGCUCGGCACGCACGUUGGCUGGCACCAGAUCGUCGAGCGAGUCGCACCAACCACCGCUCUCGUUUAUUUGGACACCCGGGUUGACAGCUACUUGAUGUUCCUUUACCACUCUGGUAAAAUCAGUGUCUGUCACGCGGGAGAGACGCCGAGGCUGCUCGUUGACACCCGCCUAAAUCCCCAGGUGUAA